UUCAAAGCUGAAAAAUCAUACCUCUUAACUGGAAAUAAAUAAGUAGAAUAUUUUGUUGGACAUUAUUUCGGUCCCACUGACAGUUGCUGCAAUAUUAAAAGAAAACCUGCCUGCACCGAUUAUGCCAGCUGGUGAACAGAGCAUCUGCCAAGCGCGGGCCUCAGUUAUGGUCUAUGAUGAUUCAAGCAAAAAGUGGGUCCCAGCCAAACCUGGACAACAAGGGUUCAGUAGAGUCAACAUCUAUCACAACACCUCUAACAAUACCUUCCGAGUAGUUGGAAUGAAACUACAGGACCAACAAGUAGUCAUAAACUACUCCAUCGUGAAAGGACUGAAGUACAAUCAGGCUACACCUACGUUCCACCAAUGGCGAGAUGCUCGGCAGGUCUACGGGUUAAAUUUUGCAAGCAAGGAAGAAGCCACAACCUUUUCCAAUGCAAUGGUGUAUGCUUUAAGUGUGCUGAAUUCCCAAGAUGGAGGUCCUACAGUGCAGCGCCAAGUUCAAGUUCAGAAUGGGCCACCCCCUGAAGAUCAGGAAGCACAGAGAAGAGCUGGAUGAACACAGCAGGCCAAGCAGCAUCAGAGGAGCAGGAAGGCUGACGUUUCGGUUUCUACCCUUCAGAUCAAAGUUGCUCCUUCCCCUUCACAUAGCCAAUCUCCUCCACCUGAGUACAGUAACUACAGUAUGAUUGUAUCUUCGUGUACUGCCCCUCCUCUAUCUUAUGCCAAAGCUUCAUCCUUCAAUUCCACAGUUUCUCCUAAAGUAGUAUUUGCUGAUGAUACUUGCCAGCUAACAUUGAACAAUGCACAUUCUGAACCUCCACCUCUUCGAACCUCAGUGCCACAAUUAUCUGCUUCCAUAAGUUCUGCGUUUUCUCCUGUGCAGCCAAACCUUGGAACCAGGUGUCAGCAUGUCAGCAUGAACCCCUUAUCCCCUUCUCCUUCUCCCUUCCAUCCUCCCCCAUUGCUUCAUACGUCUGUCUCUGAUUCAUCUGCUACAUCUUCUCCUCUACCUCCAUCUCCUCCCGUGAUGAUCACCUCUCCUCCCCACAGGGCUAUUGAACGACAGUCUGUAAUUCCAGUUGCUUCCCCUGUUAUUCAUGUGCAUGAUGGCAAGGUUAAAAGACCUAUGGAUUCUGUGGUCCAGGUAGCUCCAUCUGCCACAAACCAGAAUGGUCAGGAUGAAGAUCAUUUUCUAACUGCAACUCACCUGACUUCUAAGUCUCCAGUAAAAAGUACAGAGGGCUCUUUCAUAUUUAGUUUAGCAUCUACUCCUGUAUCUCGGGUGUCUGUUAAGUAGUCCUUCCAAUUCCCAAAGUUGUCACUUUCAUCUGCACUCCCUGCACAGCAACUCUAUAAAACCAUCUCACACUUUGUUACAUCUCCUCCAUUUUAUGCUGCUUGCUCUGAGGCAGCAAUGUCCAAGAAGACCCCAUCUCCCAUGACAUCAGUUACUUCAACUACCAUUACCCAGUCGGUUCCUUCCAUAACUCCUGGAGGACCCCCAACCCAAACUACGUGCCCCCCGCCACCUCCUGCUGGUGGUCCCCCACCACCUCCACCGCCACCAGGGCCUCCACCAGCGUCUGGAGGUGGGCCACCUCCUCCCCCUCCAUUGCCAGCUUGUGGAAGCCCAGGAGCUAGAGGUGAUGAUGGACCUUCAGCUUCAGGUCUGGCAGCAGCACUUGCUGGAGCCAAACUGAGGAAAACCAGUCGGCCUGAAGAUGGUUCAGGAAGCUCCAGUCCUGGGGGAAUGUCAAAGAGUGAGACCAAUCGGAACAGCUGUGGAGCAGCAGCAACAGGGGGAGGAGGAGGAUUGAUGGAUGAAAUGAAUAAACUGCUCGCAAAACGGAGGAAAGCUGCCCAACAAACAGAUAAAGCAAGUGACAAAAAAGAGGAGGAAAGCCAGAAUGAGGAUGCAAGCUCUUCACCUUCACCCAGUUCACGAGGUCCUGGUGUGCAGAAUUCAACAGAUACUGGUAAAAAGCCAUGGGAAAGGGCCAACUCCACUGAAAAGACAGGAACUCUCUCAAGAAAUGCAUUUAUGACGAAGAGUCCUGAAGCUAAGAAUGUUGUGCAGUCUCAUCUUUCAUCUUCUAGGCUGAAACCAGGAAGCAGCGCCAGUAAUGACGUGGUCACGGAUGCCUUAGAUUUUGAUCGAUUGAAGCAGGAAAUACUGGAGGAAGUCGUAAAGGAACUGCACAAGGUGAAGGAAGAGAUUAUUGAUGCCAUUAGAGAAGAACUGAGCAGAAUCAGUACAACGUAAUGAAUUUUGCACUCUGGAACAUGGGGUGUUCUGAAAGGAAUCGGGGAAGUUGAGACAGCUGUGUGGGGUAUUGUGUGGAAGAUGACUAUGAGAGAAGCUAUGCACUGAAUGUCACGGUCGCUUUUAAACCCUUCAUUGAUUAGUGGACUCAAUAUGCUCUGCUGCUUACUGCCUUGGAUCUGCUUCACAUGAAAAGUCUUAAUUCUCCAAAACAACAAAAAAAACUUUCAAUAAUUUUAAUACUUGUGGAUCUUGUUUUCUAGGUUUUUCAAAAAAAAUUGCACAUCUGUUUUAUGUUAGCCUUUGUAAUUUUUUAUUAGCUUAUUUAAAGGUUUACAUUAUUUCUAGAUUAUGUUUUUAGAGAAGAGCUUCAACACAGACACACACAACACAUUUUGCUUUUAGUAGAUGAAUAAGUUGUUCUUUCUACCUUAAGAUGUUACCACAGUAUUUUUGACUCUGUUUUGAAAAUUGUUGCCAACAAAGAGAUCCUUGUAGCAUCACUGAAAAGGCAGAAACUUGUAAAAGUUGUAAUAUGACAAUGGUAACUGAUUUCUCAACAAAUCUUUCAAACGUUAUUAAAACAAAGUACAUCAA
Molecule: messenger RNA, 2863 nt
Organism: Rhincodon typus (whale shark)
Lineage: Eukaryota; Metazoa; Chordata; Chondrichthyes; Orectolobiformes; Rhincodontidae
Product: ena/VASP-like protein
Exons: 15
Biological process (GO): positive regulation of actin filament polymerization; actin polymerization or depolymerization
Molecular function (GO): SH3 domain binding; profilin binding
Source: RefSeq, a predicted model, not a curated record